Molecule: messenger RNA, 3146 nt
Organism: Anopheles coustani
Lineage: Eukaryota; Metazoa; Arthropoda; Insecta; Diptera; Culicidae
Gene: bbc
Product: cholinephosphotransferase 1
Exons: 6
Coding region: 582-1940 (452 amino acids)
Biological process (GO): phosphatidylethanolamine biosynthetic process
Cellular component (GO): endoplasmic reticulum membrane; Golgi apparatus
Molecular function (GO): ethanolaminephosphotransferase activity; diacylglycerol cholinephosphotransferase activity
Source: RefSeq, a predicted model, not a curated record
GUCCCAUCGACAAGAGGUGCUUGUGGAUUUGCGCGAAUAAUACCGAGUACGAUUUCGCUGGCGGUAAAGUUUUGGUUGGUGCAUGGCAUCCAACUAGUGCAUAAAACUGAUCAUACAUUAUUCACAGCGCAGUGCAUCGAAAAACCCCAGUUUUGGUUGUUUUAUACGGUUGAUUCCGAGCGGGUGGAGUGGGGUAGGAGUGUUGGAAAUAGUGCUUUUCCACGAACCCCCCGGAUGAAUCACGAAUACGGUGGAGAAAUUUCGCACCGUUCGGCGACGCUGCGAGCAAUUGUUUCGCAGCACGGGAAACAGUGAAAAGUGUGUACUACUUGCAAAGGUUGCCGGAGGCCUUUAGUGACCAUUCGACACGUUGCCAUCAUCGAAUUGGCAUCCGAAUUAGCUUGUUUCCGGAAAAGUGAAUCUACAAAUUGUCAAGUUGGCCCCGGGGCGGCGAUUGUGAUGUGCAAGUGAUGAUAGAGGUCGUGAAAGAUUGGUGAAAUUUUAGAAAAACCAGCCUAACGAAUUCGUCGGUAUUGCAAAUAGAUUACGCCAAUCGGUGGCAGUGAAAAUAAGUUACAACAAUGUAUUUCUACAAGCAAAAACUGCUGCACCCGGUGCAGCUGAAAAAGCUGGGUGAUCACAAGUAUUCGUGCUCGAACGUCAGCCUGAUGGAUCCUUUCCUGCAACCAUGGUGGUGCUGGCUCGUCGCGAAAGUACCGAUGUGGUUGGCACCAAACCUCGUCACCAUUGUCGGACUGAUCAUCAAUAUCAUCACCACACUUAUUCUGAUCUACUACAGUCCCAAUGGACGCGAGGAACCACCAAGGUGGGCUUCUGCCAUGUGUGCUGCCGGUCUCUUCAUCUACCAGAGCCUGGACGCGAUCGACGGCAAGCAGGCCCGUCGAACUAACUCAUCAUCCCCGCUCGGCGAGCUGUUCGAUCAUGGCUGCGACUCGAUCUCGACGGUCUUCGUAGCCCUGUCGGCGUGCAUCUCCGUCCAGCUGGGCUUCUAUCCGCGCUGGAUGUUCUUCCAGUGUUUCUGCGCCAUGACGCUCUUCUACUGUGCCCACUGGCAGACGUACGUGUCCGGUACGCUACGCUUCGGUCGGAUCGACGUCACCGAGGCGCAGUGCACGAUAAUCGGUAUCCACAUGAUAUCGGCCGUUUUCGGUCCAAAGAUCUGGAUGACGAAAAUACCGCUGACCGGUACCACCUGCAACUAUGCCAUCUGCGCUGUCGUUACCUUUGGCUUCGUGCAAAUGUUUGUCACCUUCUGCCAAACGUUCCGGGCCGGUGGGGUCGGCAAAAAUGGUUCAACCGUUGCUGGCACCAGCGUCCUGUCACCGAUCAUCCCGUUCCUGUUCGUAGUCGUCCCUGCGUACGUCAUCUCGCAAAAGUCGACCGAUCAUAUCUACGAGAACCAUCCUGCGCUCUACAUCAUGGCGUUCGGUAUGAUCACGGCCAAGGUGACCAACCGACUCGUGGUCGCCCACAUGACCAAAAGCGAGAUGGAGUACCUUGACUGGGGACUGAUUGGACCUCUGUGUCUGUUCCUGAACCAGUACUUCAACUGCUUCCUGCCAGAGUACUACGUGCUGUGGUUCUGCUUGCUCUGGUGCACCAUCGACCUGAUACGAUACUGCGGUCAGGUGUGUCUGGAGAUUUGUGAUUAUCUGAAGAUUGAACUCUUCCGUAUUCCCUUCCCACCGAAGCCGGUUAUGACAUCACAAGGUACGAACCCUGCACAGCUCCAUCCUCGCAUUAAUGAAACCAAAAACGGUACGCAUUGUAUGCUAACCUUUAACACCAAACCAACAACCGUGCAACAACAACAACAACAUCAGCAGCCAUCCUCGGGCCCGCAGCAACAACAGCAGCAACAGUCGAUCAACAAAAAGCAAACGCGUGCUGGCAGUAAAAAGCACGGUUCCCAUCAGUAGACUGAUGGUAGCACGGGAAGAAAGCGAACGCGCUACGUUUAGCAGGACGAGAAUUCUUGGAAGGGAGGGAGGGAAUGGGGAAGAGGGCAUUUUGGAAGUAUCUACACAGUGAAACACCAACUAACGUAGCAUUUGAAGCAACACAUAGGUGCGCUAUUUGGUUAGGGCUUUGGUAGAAGAUUCGAGCUUUACAGAGAACAUGAUUCAAUUUUUCGUUCCUGUCGCAAAUCAAAGGAGGCCGGUGAGCGAUUUGCAAUCGUGUACGAAUCCUUUGAGGUCCUUACUAUGUUAAUCCGCGUUUAUUAGCUGGUGUUGGGAAGCAUCUAAUAUGUUGCUUUUGUUACCAAUAUUACGUUAUGCUUAGCUCUUGCUUUUUUUUUUCUCUUCUUUUAAACAUUUUAGUAUUUACUCCGGGACUAUUCUAUGAUCAAGCGUAACUUACUUCUAUAAUUCGAUAGAAUUUAAACGAACCAUAACUAGCUGGUGGUUUAAUAAUGCGUUGGAAAAGAAUGGUGCGUCAAACAAUAUCUUCUUCGCGCUGUUUCUAGCAAUCAUCCCAAAGCGUGGAGGACAGGCGGAACUAAGGAGAGGCUCACCUGACGUGUUGUUAAUUUAUGUUCCAUUUAUCGUAAAAUUUCCAUCACCCACACCUCCCCAUCUUUGCGCGGCUGUUCCUUUUUGUCUCGUUGGUGCUGAUUCUCUCUCCCCCUCCACCCCUCUACCCACCCUCACCCACCUCAUUUUGUUAGUAAUGGCAAGUCUUUCGUGUGAGAACUUUUAAUAUAACCUCGUCGUCGGCUAGUAUAGCACAAGGCCCUUAGUUAGUACUAAGACGCGCCGUUGAAAAUGCCUGGUGGAUGCUUCCGGUAAGCAUGGAGUGUGGACCGGUCGGGUGUGAAUGUAAUUAUGUGUGUUUGAAGUUAAAUGUGCAACAUGACACAUUACGGAAGUUAGGUUGCCGAAUAGGGGCAACUUAAUAAAGCGAAGGGAGUAAUAUUUUUGUACAAUACACUUUUUAACGGACACAGCGGAGGAAGGAUUUUUGAGGAUGCGGAAGAGAGAGAGAGAGAGAGAGAGCUCAUUUUCUCUUCGGACAGCGCUGCAUCACGAAUUGUUGGAGGGAAGGUUGUGCCGUAGGAAACGCGUACGUUUUGUAAAUGGUUGUGCUCGAACUGAAAUCAACAAGUAUAAAUGAUAAUAACUGUA